This is a messenger RNA of Aplosporella prunicola CBS 121167, 1675 nucleotides long. RefSeq lists its product as uncharacterized. Lineage: Eukaryota; Fungi; Ascomycota; Dothideomycetes; Botryosphaeriales; Aplosporellaceae. The transcript has 8 exons. The record is from RefSeq and is a predicted model, not a curated record. Gene Ontology annotation, molecular function: heme binding; monooxygenase activity; iron ion binding. Bases 1 to 1581 code for a protein of 526 amino acids.
AUGAUAUCACACCUCGUUAUUUCCUUAAUCACGGAAGAUAUCAACCGCGUACUCGGCAUGUUAAAUUCUCUUGCUGCUCCUCGCACUAGUCUUCUCCAUAUUAUAAAUGUUACACAGCUAACAAACACAGUCACUUUCCAUCCGCUUGCCAAAUUCCCUGGACCGAAGCUGGCAGCAAUGACAAUGUGGUAUCAAGGAUACUACGACAUCUGGCGGCGCGGUCAAUACAUUUGGGAAGUUAUUAAAAUGCAUGAAAAAUACGGUCCCAUUGUCCGCAUUAGCCCCCACGAAGUUCAUAUACUAGACCCUAGCGCUAUUGAUCUAGUCUACCCCAGUGGCAACAAGAAGCGGGAUAAGAGCAAGUAUCACGGAAGAUCCCUUAUGAUGCCAAAUUCUAUGACAGCAACUACGUCACAUGAUCUCCAUCGCAGUCGCCGUGGUGCAGCAAACCCCUAUUUCUCCAUGUCAAGCGUUCGACGGCUCGAGCCGAUCACUCGCGAGACGGUCAAGAUGCUGUUGCACCGGUUCGACGAAUUUGCUAAGACCGGGAAGGUGAUGCCAGUAACGCUUGCAUGCAAAGCCAUGACUGCGUCUAUUAUCACUAAGUACUGUUUUGGAGAAUCCGGGGGUUUUUUGGAGCUAGAGGACUUUAACAGGACUUAUUUCGACACAUUCGAGAAUGCCUUCGGGGUUGGCCACUUGAUGGCUCACGUGUCGUGGCUGGGUGGUCUCAUGAUGUCUUUACCACCAAAGUUGCAGGAGUUUCUGACGCCAGGCUUGAUAACAAUGUACAACAUGCGACGACAAUGGAAGCGCCAGAUAGAUGAAAUCAAAAAAGACGACAAAGCCGACAAUGGGCAAACAGUAUUCCAUGGCCUUCUAAAAAGCAAUCUCCCGCCGGCGGAGAAGGCGACCGACCGGCUGCAAAUGGAAGCACAGAACCUAGUCGUUGCUGGCCAAGACACCACAGCAACCACCCUUGCUGCCAUAAUUUAUGAACUACUCGCAAACCCCGACAAACUCGCAAAACUGAAUCAGGAGCUCGCCAGUGCGAUACCGGAUCCCAACUCAGUCCCGACCUCCGCACAAGUUGAGAAACUUCCCUACCUUACCGCCGUCAUCCAAGAAGGUCUCCGCGUGCACCCAGCAGCCACACUGCGCGCGCAGAGGCUUUCUCCCGAGCCUGUCAUUUAUGAAGUCAAUGGGAAGGUAUGGGAGAUUCCAGUUGGCGCAACGUUCAGCAUGGACGCGCACACGACGCAGAUGCACCCAGACUACUUUCCCGACCCUUACACGUUCAAUCCUGAGCGAUGGAUCGAGGAUCCCCGCUUGGAUCGGUAUAUGAUUGCGUUUUCGAAGGGCACCAGAGUUUGUCUAGGCAUCAAUCUAGCGUAUCAAGAACUUUACCUGGUGAUCGCGGCAAUCUUCCGCAAAUACGACCUUUAUGAUGGCACUGGAAAGAAGGGUCCGACUUUGGAAUUGUACGAAACGGAGCGGAAGAGGGACGUUGAUAUGGUAGCAGACAUGAUUGUUACUGCACCCGCACAGGGUAGUAAGGGCGUGAGGCUUCUUGUCAGGUAAUUUAAUAAUGUAAGGGUAGAAGGCUCAGGAAAGGUAGCCAGUGAAUGAUUAAGCCUCACGAUCUUAUAGCCUAUGGUUGCUUUAUGUUUUUUUG